GACUGCCUUGCACUGGAUGGAGGAUACACGCUGCACUUGGAAGGCAUAAUAGCUGCAAGCGACACACUCACAUCAUCAAAUUUUUGCUACCCAAUCCGCAAGCGCAAGGGCAUUGAGUUGACAGAAGAGGAGAUCAGAUACAAUGCAGUGUUUGGCAGCUUUCGCUCUAAGGUCGAGAGUUACUUUGGAGAU
Gamsiella multidivaricata is the source of this 192-nucleotide messenger RNA. RefSeq lists its product as uncharacterized. The transcript has a single exon. The record is from RefSeq and is a predicted model, not a curated record. The annotation marks the transcript as partial. NCBI's taxonomy places the organism in Eukaryota, Fungi, Mortierellomycota, Mortierellomycetes, Mortierellales, Mortierellaceae.